AAAAACAUCUUACUAUAAUGGCUUUCCCUCCCCACGUAGUAGAAGACUGCAUGGGCCUCCUCAAACUCUUCAGCGACGGCACCGUUUUCCGCUCCCACAUACACUUCCAAGAACAACCCUCACACACCCAACACAACAACCUCGUCCUCUUCAAAGACUUCCUCUACCACAAAAAAUUCAACCUCCACCUCCGUCUCUACAAACCCAAAUCCAACAACCAUGAUGAUAACAACAACGACAAUAAAUUACCCGUGGUAAUGUUCCUCCACGGUGGAGGCUUCUGCUUCGGCUCGCAUGCAUGGCCGCAUGUCCAUGCAUGCUGCCUCUGUCUUGCUGCAAGCCUCCAUGCUGCUGUGGUGGCGCCAGACUAUCGCCUGGCGCCAGAGCACCGUCUACCCGCUGCGGUGGAAGACGGUGUAGAGGCGGUGCGGUGGCUGCAGCGGCAGGCGCACGAGAAGGGGGACGUGUGGGUGAGGGAGGGCGUUGACUUUGGGCGGGUGUUCGUGGUGGGGGACUCGUCUGGCGGGAACAUUGCGCACCACUUGGCGGUUCAGUUGGGGGCCGGUUCGGGGGAGAUGGACCCGGUUCGCGUACGAGGUUACGUGAUGAUGGGUCCGUUUUUCGGUGGGGUUGUUCGGACGAGGUCGGAGGUGGGCCCAUCGGAACAAAUGCUGAACCUUGAGAUGCUCGACAGAUUUUGGAGGCUUUCAAUACCUAUUGGAGAAACCAGAGAUCACCCAUUGGCGAACCCAUUUGGACCUGGCAGUCCAAACCUUGGAGAUGUGAAGCUUGACCCUAUCUUAGUCAUAGUUGGUGGCAAUGAAUUGCUGAAGGACAGAGCAGCAGAAUAUGCAACAAGGUUAAAAGAACUAGGGAAGAACAUUGAAUAUGUUGAGUUUGAGGGCAAGGAACAUGGUUUUCUGACUCAUGAUUUAUACUCAGAAGUUGCGGAAGAGGUCGUGCAAAUCAUUAAAAGGUUCAUGCUUGAGAAUUCUAAAUAGAAUUAAUGUGUGGAAAAGAAAAGAUCAUCAAAGGGUCCUAGAGUUUUCAUGUGUAGUGAUCUUAAGUUAAUCCAUGUUUUCUAGUUUGGUAAAAUGUGUAAUAAAAUGUACGUAAGUUGCAGAUGGAGAAUUAAUGUAGUGAAUUGGUUGUUUUUA
Cajanus cajan (pigeon pea) is the source of this 1157-nucleotide messenger RNA. RefSeq names its product strigolactones hydrolase CXE15. NCBI's taxonomy places the organism in Eukaryota, Viridiplantae, Streptophyta, Magnoliopsida, Fabales, Fabaceae. The record is from RefSeq and is a predicted model, not a curated record. Gene Ontology annotation, molecular function: hydrolase activity.